This is a messenger RNA of Fonticula alba, 3761 nucleotides long. RefSeq lists its product as hypothetical. The record is from RefSeq and is a predicted model, not a curated record. Bases 1 to 3615 code for a protein of 1204 amino acids. Lineage: Eukaryota; Rotosphaerida; Fonticulaceae. The transcript has 9 exons. Gene Ontology annotation, cellular component: AP-5 adaptor complex.
AUGAUGAGCCCAUCCUCGGUGGCGGCGGUCCCCGGCCCGCACGGCCACGGCUCACGAGCAUCCCCCGCAACGGCGCCGGUGCAAGGGGCCCAGCGCCUGCUGGCCAGCCACACGGCCACACGGCUGCCGGAAUUUGCGCAGCUCUGCCUCGGGUGUCACGAGCAGCUGCAGAGCGUCUUCAAUGGCAACCACAUCAAGUCGUCGGCCGGGACCGGUGGUCCGCCGACGGCCGCCGGGGCCGACGCCCUGCACGAUGCGGCGCUGCCGGCCCUCGGCCAGUGCCUGCAGGCCCUGCGCGACGUGUGGGCCAUCCUCUGCUCGCACACGGCCCCGCCCGCGCUGCCCGACUUCCUGGCCAUUGACGGGCUCUUCAUGCGGUGGCUCCACUCGGAUGCCAGCCUCUCAUUGACUGCGGACGCCCGUGCGGUGGCGCGGCCCGUCCGGCCGGAUUUCCUGGCUCUGCGGCCGGAGGCGUGCCUGGCGCUGGCGGUCAGGCCGGGCGCACGCGACAUCGGCCUCGGGGCCCCCGGGGCCGAAGGCACGUCGGUCGGGUCGGCCCUGCUCGGGGCCUUCGGCGGCCCGGGCGCCAGCGGUCCAGGCGGCCCGGGCGCCGAGGCAGCCCAGCAGCAGCAGCUCCAACGGGAGGCCCUCUACGCCUUCAGCGGCCUCGGGUCCUGGCUGUGGAACACCUUCGUCGCGCCGCCAGACAGUUCGCUCCCGGCGCGGCCGCUCCCCGCUCCCCUUCGGGAUCUGCUAGUGCCAUACUGCCUGCGUGCUUUGGACCAGGCCGUGGCCUUCAUCUGUGCCCCAUCCAGCCAGGGGUCCCAGUUCGACCCGGAGGUGUGCCAGACCCUGCUGACCGAGGUGGUCGGGGUGCUGGACGCCCUGUGCCGGUGUGACCCGCCUGGCACCCCGCCCGAGGCCGCCGGACAGGGGGACCACCCCCUCCGCCACCGGCUGGCGAAGCUCCUCCUCCGGGCCUUCGAGGCACUGAUGGCGGUCCCGGCCCCGCUGGCCCUGCUGCCGGUGGCCCGGUUCCUGGCCAACCACACUCGCACGGCCGGCGAGCUCCGGGCUCAGGCGGCCGCCGCCCCGCCGGCCGGGGCCUUCACCUGGCCGGAGCUCUCGCUGGAGCCACUCCUCGAGCGCUUGGUCACCCUGGUGGUCGGGGGGCCGCACUACCGCGCGCAGCCGAUCCUGGCCCACCAGUUUGUUGGGCUCUUCGUCGGGCCGGACCCCUUGUUUCAGACGGCGGCCGAGGGGGCCGAGGCGGCCGCCGACCGGCCCCCGACAGCGGCCACCGGUACCUCCGUGGCGGCGUCCUCGGCCGUGGCCGGCAUGCCGGCGGCUCUGCCCCCGGCCGCCGCCGCGGCGGCCCCCGGCAUGGCGCGCCUGCCCCGAUGGGCCUCGGACGUGGAAACCCGCCGGCGCCUGGCCCAGCUGGGGCUUGUGAACCGCUUCUUCCCGGCGCUGAUCACGGUCUGCGCCUGGCACUCGCAUGCCCUGAGCAGCUCCCUCUCGAAUCUGGUGACCAUUGUCUUCCAGUCGACCUCCCUGGGCACCCCCUACUCGCAGGGCAAUGUCCUGCCCCUUGCGCGGGCCCUGCGCAUGGAGCUGCUCCAUGCGCUCAUCGACCUGCCGGUGUCGGUGGCCUGUCAGAUGUGGCGGGCCUCGGUGGAUGCCGAUGCCGGGGUCAGUUUCAUCCCAGCGGCCGGGGGGCCCGGCGCGGCCGGGACAGCCGGCACCGGGGCGGCCAGCGGCCCGGGCCCCGGUGGUGCACCCUUCCGGCCGAUGGCGCCGGGCGGACGCGGCGGCCGGGCGGCGGCCGGGGGUUCCGGCACCAGCGGCCCCCGGCCCGGCCGGCCGGACCCCGACCCGGAGAUCUUCACCCUGGUGGAUGGGUCCCUGCGGGUGGUGUUCAACCACAUCCUGCGCCAUGAGUCCGGAGCCUUUGGCGACCUGAACAUUUGGUCGAGCUCGCCGGAGUUCGGGCGGCUCCUCAGCGGCCUGGCACAGAACACCCUCUACUCGGCUCGCAUCAAUUCCGCGUGCUUCUUGGUCCCCUCGCUGCUGGGGACCUACUUCCACGAGCUCUUUGCCAGCCGCGCGGCCAUGGCCGGGGCGGGGCUGGCCGGCGCCUGGCAGCCGCGCGACGAUGUGACUCUCGCGCGAGCCCUGCUCCAGCGCUACUCCCAGCUGUAUGCCUCGUCGAUUGCCGCGGUCCUGCCGGACUGCCGGGCCGCGCUCCAGGCCACCCGGGCCGUGCUGCUGGCCCACCUGGAGCGGCUGAUCCGCCGGACCCCGCGCAUGUUGGUCGACCGGGUGACGCGGGCGUCCUCGGCGGCGGCGGCGGCGGCGGCCGCAGCAGCCGCCGCCGCGGCAGCGGCCGCCUUUGGCGACGACAUUUCCUCCCCCGCCUCGGACGACUGCCUGCGCCAGGAGAUCCUGGAUGUUUUGGAGAAGCGCGGUGCCGACUAUUGCGAGUCCCUGCUGUUGACCUUGUGCUCGCUCAUCGGGGAUUAUGUUACCCCGGGUUCCGGGCCAUUCGCCGCGCUGGCGGUGGCGGAUUACUGCGACAAGAUCGAGGCCCUGGCACAUGAAAUUAGCCAGGCUCUGUCGGCCCUGAUCAGCCCACCGACGCGGGCGCGGGCGCGCCUUGGCCAGCCGAGCCCGGCCCGGCGGCCUGUUCGGCCCGGCGCCGGGUCGUCGAGUUCCCUGCCGCAACUGCUCUCGGUGGUCAUCACGACCCUGGGCAAGUUGGCGGCGCGGGGUCUCGGCACGCGGACGUACGCCACCGAGUCCUCGGCCAGCAGCGGCAGUGUGGCGGCGGCCGUAGCGGCGGCGUCGGCCGCCGGGGCCCCAAGCACGGCCAUGCGCGCGUCCGAGAGCGCUCGCUCGGCCAUCGAGGGCAGCGGCCUCGCCGCGCGGGCCAUCAUCUGCUUCGCCAAGAUUUCCCAGCUCCACCGGCUGAGCCCGGAGCGCUUGCACCCGACCGGGCUCGAGCUAUCGGCGGACCUGUGUGCCCGGCGCGCCGACGAGUGGGUCCGCCUGCUGCGGCACCAGCCGGUCGCGGCGGCGGCCCUCUUUGCCCCGGUGUCCGCCUCGGAGGCCGGGGCGCCAGGGGACCUGGCCGCCGGCCGGCGGCCAGAUGCCCGCCUGGCGGCCGACGUCUUCCUCGACGAGGAGGAUGUCCUGCUGGCCGCCGGCGGGGCCGACCCCCGGCAAUCGUCCCUGUCGCGGCUGCUGGAGCCCGGUGGCCGGGCCGACUGGACGCUCAUCUUUGCUGCGGGGCUGGCGCCGGGGGCCGCGACGGCCGGGUCUCCAGUCGACCCGCCGGGGGUGGUGGCCGCGGCGGCGGCCGGCGUGGCGCUGGCUUCGUCCGCCUCGCCGGCCGCCUCGUCGGGCCUGCUGCCGGUCCUCGGCGACGGGAGCAUCGUGGUGGAUGUGGCUGGUGUGGGCCCCGGUGGCGGGUCACCGCUCUCCCUGAGCAGUCUCUUCGCCGGGACCUGCGCCGGACCCCCCGCCGGGGCCGGGCUCAGCACUCCGGCUGAUGAGGCCCCCUACCCGCCGGAAGACAUGGCCUUCGGGGGCUUCCUGCUGAAGCAGUUCAUGUAGCUCUCUUGGUCGUGCCUUUUUUCCGUCCCCCCCCCUCAUCUCCAUGUCUGCCCCUGGUCCCGGGCCGGUGGAAGUUGUGUGCCCGUGUUCCUCCGCCGCCCUCGCCGGGUGGGCAUGAAAUAGACGCGGGCGGAUGGAUGUCCACA